Molecule: messenger RNA, 3907 nt
Organism: Cricetulus griseus (Chinese hamster)
Lineage: Eukaryota; Metazoa; Chordata; Mammalia; Rodentia; Cricetidae
Source: RefSeq, a predicted model, not a curated record
ACCAGGCUGGAGCAGCUGCGAGUGCUACAUCUUGGCAGUCUGAAGCGAUUGGCUCCUCUCUGGGGAGUGGAGGGUGUUCAGUUAUUAAUGACCGCUGAGCAGGCAGCACCAUGUCAGUGUGACAACUGAUCUGGUGAACGAUGCACCACUAACCACCAUGGAAACAAGGAGAAAUAAAGCCAGCGAGCAGGAUCUCUCUUCACUGGAUUGAGAGCCUCAGCCUGCUGCCUGGGAGAGUUCCAGUCAAAAGAAGGAAUCCUAGCUGCGGGCUUCUGCCUUCCUUUAUAUUUCAGGGAGGAAAAAAAAAAAAGAGAGAGAGAGAGAGAGAGAGAGAGAGAGAUACCAUUGCUUGCAUGUGUGCACAUCUAUAGUAUACAAGUGUGUAUACUUAUUACACAUACAUGUGCACCUACUUAUACUGGGGUAAGAAGACAGCCAUGUGAUUACCUCAACCAAGGGACUGAGCAAGCAGGGACAUGGGAGGAGGGCUAUGCCUGUAUCUGCUAAUGCAAGGAUGUGAGCCUUUUUCCUGUUACUCAAUCAAGAGAGUGACAUCCAAUCCUCCAUGGAACGGCCUCGGAAACCGGAAAGGCAUGCGGCAUCCUUCAUGGAUUAACCUAUUGUAUUCAUUUCUCAAAUAAACUUCGAGAGCAUGGAAGAGGAAAUCAGAAAGUUAAAUGUCAAAGAAGCCUAUGAGGAAACCUUUUCUGUUAAUCGUCUACAAAGCUGAGGCCUGGAAGAGAAGGGAUACAAGCUCCCCUUGACAAAGCUGGAGAAAUCAGAACCAACCAAUUAACUGGCGGACGUCAUGGUUCCUUCAUUCUCAGUUGAGUGAUUCAUGAACGCAUACAGAAAUACAUUUUGUACUUUUCACCUAGGCUUUUCCUUCAUCUUGGACAUGAGAAUAAUGCCUCUACAUCUACUAGACAACAUGGGAUUUGAAUUUUAGAUUUUUAAAUAAAUGAAUCGCUCCACAGCCUAUGAUCAUCUAUACAUACCCCAUCUUCGAAGAGUCCAUCAAUACCCUGGCACUGAGGAGACAGCAACCAGCUUUACUCCACUAUGCAUGCCAUUUUUGGAAAAUACAUCUGUGACACUCAUAGUUAUUUCCAUGAAGAAAACAUCUACAAUUCUAUUGAAUUCAUCAUUUGACAAAUACAAGUACAUCCCUCAUCAGUCAACUUAUACUGAACUUACUGGUGGCGACGGGAAUCCUUAAGGGCCUAUUAAAUUUCUAAAGAAGAAAGCUAAGAUGAAGGACAUGCCACUCCAAAUUCAUGUGCUGUUUGGCCUAGCUAUCACCACACUAGUACAAGCUGUAGAUAAAAAAGUGGAUUGCCCACAAUUAUGCACAUGUGAAAUCAGGCCUUGGUUUACCCCCAGAUCCAUCUACAUGGAAGCAUCUACAGUAGACUGUAAUGAUUUAGGGCUUUUAAACUUCCCAGCCAGAUUGCCUGCAGACACACAGAUUCUGCUCCUACAGACUAACAACAUUGCAAGAAUUGAACAUUCCAUAGACUUCCCAGUGAACCUUACUGGCCUGGACUUAUCUCAAAACAAUUUAUCUUCUGUCAUGAAUAUUAAUGUACAAAAGAUGUCUCAGCUUCUUUCUGUGUACCUAGAGGAAAACAAACUAACUGAGCUGCCUGAAAAAUGUCUGUAUGGGCUGGGCAACUUACAAGAACUCUACAUUAAUCACAAUUUGCUUUCUACCAUUUCGCCCGGAGCCUUUAUUGGCCUACACAACCUCCUUCGACUUCAUCUCAAUUCAAACAGACUGCAGAUGAUCAACAGUAAGUGGUUUGAUGCUCUUCCCAAUCUAGAGAUUCUAAUGAUUGGGGACAACCCCAUCAUCAGAAUCAAAGACAUGAAUUUCCAGCCCCUUCUCAAUCUUCGCAGCCUGGUUAUAGCUGGCAUAAACCUCACAGAAAUACCAGAUAAUGCAUUGGUUGGGCUGGAAAACUUGGAAAGCAUCUCUUUUUAUGACAACAGGCUUAUUAAGGUACCCCAAGUUGCUCUUCAAAAAGCUGUAAAUCUCAAAUUUUUGGAUCUAAAUAAAAAUCCUAUCAACAGAAUACGAAGGGGUGAUUUUAGCAAUAUGCUACACUUGAAGGAGUUGGGGAUAAAUAACAUGCCUGAACUCAUCUCCAUUGACAGUCUUGCUGUGGAUAACUUGCCAGAUUUAAGAAAAAUAGAAGCUACUAACAACCCCAGAUUGUCUUACAUUCACCCCAAUGCAUUUUUCAGACUCCCCAAGCUAGAAUCCCUCAUGCUGAACAGCAAUGCCCUCAGUGCCCUCUACCAUGGUACCAUAGAGUCUUUGCCAAACCUCAAGGAGAUCAGCAUCCACAGCAAUCCCAUCCGAUGUGACUGUGUCAUCCGCUGGAUUAACAUGAACAAAACCAACAUUCGAUUUAUGGAACCAGAUUCUCUAUUCUGCGUGGACCCACCGGAAUUCCAAGGCCAGAAUGUACGGCAAGUCCACUUCAGGGAUAUGAUGGAGAUUUGCCUCCCUCUUAUAGCUCCUGAGAGCUUUCCUGCUAGCUUGGAUGUCGAUACUGACAGCUAUGUGUCCCUUCAUUGCAGAGCUACUGCAGAACCCCAGCCUGAAAUCUACUGGAUCACACCUUCUGGUCAAAAACUACUGCCAAACACUCUGAGAGAGAAGUUCUAUGUGCAUUCUGAAGGCACACUAGACAUAAGUGGAAUAACACCAAAGGAAGGGGGGUUAUACACAUGUAUAGCAACUAAUCUAGUUGGUGCUGACUUGAAGUCUAUUAUGAUCAAAGUGGGAGGCUCGGUUCCUCAUGAUAAUAACAGUGCGCUGAAUAUUAAAAUAAGGGAUAUUAGGGCCCAUUCUGUCCUGGUGUCUUGGAAAGCAAGCUCUAAAAUUCUCAAAUCCAGUGUUAAAUGGACAGCCUUUGUCAAGACUGAAGACUCUCAUGCUGCCCAAAGUGCUCGAAUACCAUCUGAUGUCAAGGUAUAUAAUCUUACUAAUCUGAAACCAUCUACUGAGUAUAAAAUUUGUAUUGAUAUUCCCACCAUCUACCAGAAAAGUAGAAAACAAUGUGUGAAUGUCACCACGAAAAGUUUGGACAGUGACGGGAAAGAAUAUGGGAAGAGUCAUACAGCAUUUAUGGCCUGCCUUGGGGGCCUUUUGGGGAUUAUUGGUGUCAUGUGUCUUCUCAGCUGUGUCUCACAGGACAUGAACUGUGAGGGUGAACACAGCUACUCAAGGAAUUACUUUCACAAACCAACCUUGGCAUUCAGCGAGUUUUACCCCCCUCUGAUCAACCUCUGGGAACCAGGCAAAGAAAAAACUGCACACUUGGAAGUUAAAGCAACUGUUAUAGGUGUGCCAACAAACAUGUCCUAAAAACUACCAACCAAACCUACUUCAAAAAAAAAAAAAACUCAAGACUGAGUAGUGCUAAAGAAUAAAAAAAAAUAACAAAAAAAAGAAAGAAAAAGGAAAACAGGAAUAGACAAACUACAGCAAAAUCAGGCAGAGGAAUGUUACUCUCUGGAAGGCAGAUUCAGCUUCCCCAGUGCUGCUCCUGGCCAAUAGAAACAUGGAAGUUGAGCAUUUUAAUUGACUGGCUUCAAAGGGUACUGUGGCAACCAAAUAAAAUUUCCAUUUUCUAGAACUUUCAUGUAACUUUUCUGUCAGGACUACAGUUAACGUGAACAAAAACAUUUCUGUAUUUUUUUUAAGUAUAGAAGAGUAGUUGAACUGAGCAAUGCCUCCUCCUGUGUUGUAUUACACAUGUUAGCCACGAAUUUUUGCAGUGACCAGAUAAAUUUGAAUUGACACGUGGUGUAAGGAAAAGGACAAAUUCUGUAGAGUAGACACAGUGAGUAUGUGGACCUCUUUUAUAAGGAAAAAUACAUUUUGGAUUAAAAUCAA